Molecule: messenger RNA, 1219 nt
Organism: Thecamonas trahens ATCC 50062
Lineage: Eukaryota; Apusomonadida; Apusomonadidae
Product: RecA protein
Exons: 2
Coding region: 14-1219 (401 amino acids)
Biological process (GO): DNA repair
Molecular function (GO): ATP hydrolysis activity; single-stranded DNA binding; ATP binding
Source: RefSeq, a predicted model, not a curated record
GUUCGACCACACCAUGCUCACUGCGGCACGAGCGGUGUGUGUGAGCAUGCGGAGGGCUGUGGCGCCUCUUCUCCCUGCGGUGGUCCCCAUGGCCGUCCCGCUCCGCGGCCUGGUCACCACCCCUCCCGUCGCCGCCCGCAAGCGCAAGGCCGCCGGCCGCCCCGGAUCGCUGGAAGAAGCCAUCAAGAUGGUUGAGCUGUCGUGCGGAAAGGGCUCGCUGACCAAACUUGGCGCGGCGGCGGCUGAGACGGCGCCGAUCGACGUCAUCCCGACCGGCUCGCUGACGCUUGAUGCAGCGCUGGGCGUCGGCGGUCUGCCGCGUGGCCGAGUUGUGGAGAUCUACGGGCCGGAGAGUUCAGGUAAGACGACACUGGCACUGUCUGUGGUGGCCGAGGCGCAGAAGAUGGGCGGGACUUGCACGUUUGUGGACGCGGAGCACGCGCUCGACGUGGCGUACGCCAGCGCGCUGGGCGUCGAUACUGCCGAGCUGUACGUCUCACAGCCCGACUCGGGCGAGCAGGCGUUGGAGAUUGUGGAUACGCUGGCCAAGUCGGGCGCUAUGGACGUUAUUGUCGUCGACUCGGUCGCUGCCCUUGUCCCGCGAGCCGAGCUCGAGGGCGAAAUGGGCGACGCGCACGUCGGCCUGCAAGCCCGGCUCAUGUCGCAGGCGCUGCGCAAGCUGACCGCAACUCUGGCCAACUCGUCGACGCUGCUGAUCUUCAUCAACCAGCUGCGGAUGAAGAUUGGCGUUCUUUUUGGCUCGCCCGAGGUCACCGCCGGCGGCGUCGGCCUCAAGUUCUACGCCAGUGUCCGGCUCGACAUCCGCCGGACCGGCUCCAUCAAGGUCGGCAACGACCUUGUCGGCAACACCACCCGGGUCAAGGUUGUCAAGAACAAAGUCGCUCCGCCGUUCAAGGAGGCCCACUUUGACAUCGAGUUUGGGCGUGGCAUUGGCCGUGUCGGCGAAAUCAUCGACCUCUCGGUCAACCACGGCCUCGUCGAGCGCGCCGGCGCCUGGUACACCUACCCGCGGCCAGGCGAUGACGAACCGGUCCGUCUCGGCCAAGGCCGUGAAAACGUCAAGGCCUACCUCGAGGAUCACCCCGAGCUUGUCGAUGAGCUCCACACUGCGCUCCGCGCUGUCAUGAUCCACCCGGCCGCCGCGCCUACCCCCGCCACCGACACGCCGACCGCCGUCGGCAGCGAAGCAGACGCCUAA